Messenger RNA from Macrosiphum euphorbiae (potato aphid), 696 nucleotides. Lineage: Eukaryota; Metazoa; Arthropoda; Insecta; Hemiptera; Aphididae. The record is from the annotation of a GenBank genome assembly.
AUGUCGAGUUGUUUUUUGUGUAAACGAUCAUGGUCUGCGAAAAAAACAGACGUUAGCUUUCAUCGACUACCAGCAGAUGAACCACGUAAAAGUGAGUGGAUACAAUUUUUUGAAGAUAGUGUUGCUGAUACCAAAAAAAUUAAGCCUCUAACCUCCAUAAUAUGCUCUGAACAUUUCAAUUCGGACUGUUUAAAGAAUUAUGUUAGAAGUAAACUUUUAAAAGAAGAUGCCGUACCUUCUUUCGUGGUAAAACGUUUAAAAUAUGCUAAAAUUACUGUUCCUGAGGUGAAAGUGUCUAUUUCUGAUACAUCAACAUCUACUUGUCUAGAAGGUAUUGAAUUGGAAGGUUUUGGAAAACAUCCUGACCUACCUUGUGAUGAACCGAGUUCACCAUCAGAUAGUUUUAAUCUAAAAAGACCAUCUGAAAAAUCGGUAGAUGUUAUGGUUCAAGCGUCAGUUUCAGAAAGUUAUGAUACGCCAAGAAGAACCUUUCUGAAACGUUCUGUGUCAUCGCUAAUUGAUAUGUGUAAUGCUAAGAAUAAGAAAAUGAAAGUACUAAAACAGCGUUUAAGGAGACAAAAAAAAACAACUGUUUCUUUAAAAAAUGUUAUCAAUACAUUAAAAUCCAAGUUAUUGAUUGACCAAAAGCAGGCACAUUUAUUAGAUUCACAUUUUGGCGUACACAUUUGUUCGUAG